Molecule: messenger RNA, 1840 nt
Organism: Micromonas pusilla CCMP1545
Lineage: Eukaryota; Viridiplantae; Chlorophyta; Mamiellophyceae; Mamiellales; Mamiellaceae
Exons: 1
Source: RefSeq, a predicted model, not a curated record
CGAAAGGCGCUCGACGCGAUCGCGAUCGCGCCCGCGUCGCGCGCGUCGUCGCCGCCCGCGCUCGCGGACGCGCGGCGCCGCGCCGGCGCGAUCGCGUCCACCCACGCGCGCGCCGCCGCCGCGGACGCCGCGUCCGCCUCGCUCGCGUCCGUCCAGCGCGCGCAGGCGGCGUCCGCGGCGGCGAUCGCGCGCGUGGAGUGGCUGCUCGAAAGCCGGCUCGAACGCGGCGGCGGCGGCGCGUGGCCCGGCGUCGACGCGGACGCGCGGCGCUGGCGAUCGCUCGCGCUCGACGCGAUCGUCGCCGGCGCCGCGGACGUCGCGUCCACGGACGCCGCGGUGAUGCGAUGGGAGCAGCGCGUUUGCGCGGUCGAGGCGCGGGUGACGGGGAUGGUGGAGCCGCUCGCGCGGCAUCGCACGGAGGCGGCGCGCGUGGAGGCGUUCGCCGCCGCGACGACGCGUCGCCGGGGCGCGCUCUGGGACGCCGCGGAACGCGCGGGGGGCGUCGUGAGACUGUGCGAGGGCGUCGAGGCGUUCGAGCGGAGCAGGGAGCCGGAGCGCGAGGCCGCGCUCGCGGACGCGCUGCUGCCGGAGGGGUUCUUGGACUUUAGCUUCGACGACGACGACGACGGCGACGGCGGCGGCGGCGGCGGCGCGGCGGCGCGCGGCGCGUCCGCGUCGGCUUCGAAGAAAUCUUCGUCGUUCGAUCCGACCGCCUCCUCCGCGGACGGCCGCGAAGGCUGGGAGGUCGCGUACCAGUCCGCGCUCGAGAACUUGAUCACCGCCGCGGAAGAAGCGGACGCGGCGGCGGUCGCCGCGUCCGGCCCCGCGGCGGCGGCGGCGGCCGCCGCGCGCGCGCGCGCGACGGAGGCCAGCACGCGCGCGCGCGAGCUCGCCGUCGCCGCGGCGGACGCGACGACGGAGCGCGACGUCGCCGUCCGCGCGUUCGUCGAGACGUCCCGAUCCGACGCGAUCGCCGCGGUGAAAGCGGUGGACGCGGCGUCGCGAGCGGUGAAGAGCGCGGCGACGACGGACGCGCUCGCGGCCGCGGACGCGGCGGGGAAGGCGUUGGAGGCGCUCGACGCGAUGCUCGCGGGCGGCGGCGGCGGCGGCGGCGGCGGCGGCGGCGUCGAGGACGCCGGCGGCGCCGCCGCCGCGGCGUCCACCGCGUGCGACGCGUUCGCGCGCGCCGUCGCGGCCGCGUCCGAACGUCUCCCCGCGCUGAUUCGAGCGCUCGGCGCGAUCGCGGGUUGGAGCGCGGCGGAGUCUUCGUCCCCCGACGCGCUCGCCGCGGCGGCGGGGGUGGUCGCCGGCGCGACGACGGACGGCUUCAACCUGGUGAGCGUGUCGACCGCGGCGACGCGGAUGCGCGACGAGAUGAUGCGCGCGGCGGUCGCCGCCGCGGAGGCGGCCGCGGCGAUCAAGGAAGAAGCCGGAUUAGGUCUCGUGGGCGGGGGCGACGACGAGGAGGAGAAGGGAUCCCUUACGACGCCGGUCGACGGCGGCGACGGCGGCGGCGACGGCGACGGCGGCGAAGACGAAGACGACGAGCGAGGCACGGAGUCUGAUUCAGACGCCGAUUCCGACGCCGACGCCGACGCCGACGCCGACGCCGACGCCGCGACGACCGCGCCCGCCGCCGCCCCCACCGCGCCGUCUCCUCCCCCUCUCCGCCGCGCGAACGCGCACAAACGCUGGCGCGGAGGAAGGCACCCGCACGCGACGCGUCUGAUCGAUUGCGUCGCCGCGAAGCUUCACGGUCGCGUCGCGCUCACGGAGACUCUCCGCGCGAGGGCGCUGUCGCCGAUUUCGCCGCCAGCGCCCGCGGCGCCGUCCGCGACGG